AUGUUAUUCCCGCUAAAAGUCGCCCCCGGGCGUCUGCCACGUCAUCGCAUUUACGGAGCAUUGGCCAAUGUUAUUCCCGCUAAAAGUCGCCCCCGGGCUUCGCCGUUUUCGCACCGGAAAUCUGUUUCGUCUUCUUCUUCGAGUCAAUCGCCGAGUUCUUUCACGAACGGGAAGAUGAUUCCACGAUCUUGUUCGAGUUCAGCAUCUUCGCAUUAUGGAAUGAGCAGUGGAUUUGGUUCUAGAUCGAUGGUUAAUGGUGGUGGUUAUGGUGAUUGCUCACCGGUAGGGUUUAUUUCCGAUGAUUUGAUGUCUGAGCCUGUGGAUGAGCCGAGGAACGGGGAUAGCAUUUCUGUGACGAUUCGUUUUCGGCCUUUGAGCGAGAGGGAGUUCCUGAAAGGGGAUGAGAUUGCUUGGUAUGCGGACGGGGACAAGAUCGUACGCAAUGAGUAUAAUCCAGCCACGGCCUAUGGAUUUGAUAAGGUGUUUGGACCAGAUACGAUUUCACCGGAGGUGUAUGAAGUUGCGGCUAAACCAGUCGUUAAGGCAGCUAUGGAGGGUGUUCAUGGAACUGUAUUUGCUUACGGUGUGACAAGCAGUGGGAAGACACACACUAUGCAUGGAGAUCAAAACUCUCCAGGGAUCAUACCACUGGCUAUAAAAGAUGUCUUCAGCAUCAUCCAAGAUACUCCUGGAAGAGAAUUCUUGCUCCGUGUAUCGUACCUUGAAAUAUACAACGAAGUGAUAAAUGACUUGCUGGAUCCAACAGGUCAGAAUUUGCGUGUUAGGGAAGAUGCACAGGGCACUUAUGUUGAGGGUAUAAAGGAAGAAGUGGUUUUGUCUCCUGGACAUGCUUUAUCAUUUAUAGCCGCUGGAGAAGAGCAUCGUCACGUUGGAUCAAACAAUUUCAAUCUUUUUAGUAGCCGGAGUCACACCAUCUUUACGCUGAUGAUUGAAAGUAGUGCACGUGGUGAUGAGUAUGACGGUGUCAUCUUCUCUCAACUUAACUUGAUAGAUUUAGCUGGGUCGGAGAGCUCAAAGACCGAAACUACUGGACUGAGGAGAAAGGAAGGAGCCUAUAUAAACAAAAGCCUUUUGACUCUUGGAACAGUUAUUGGGAAAUUAAGCGAGGGAAAGGCAUCCCAUGUUCCUUAUCGAGAUUCUAAGCUUACCCGUCUUCUUCAAUCCUCACUCAGUGGGCAUGGACACGUUUCACUUAUUUGCACUGUAACUCCUGCAUCCAGUAACAUGGAGGAAACUCACAAUACAUUGAAGUUUGCUAGCAGGGCCAAACGAGUUGAAAUCUAUGCCUCGCGCAAUAAGAUAAUUGAUGAAAAGUCUUUGAUAAAGAAGUAUCAGACAGAAAUUUCAAUCCUCAAGCAAGAACUUGAUCAAUUAAAGAGGGGGAUGCUGGCUGGUGUUAAUCAUGAGGAGAUAAUGAAUUUAAGGCAGCAGUUGGAAGAAGGUCAAGUGAAAAUGCAAUCAAGAUUAGAAGAAGAGGAAGAAGCUAAGGUUGCUCUCAUGAGUAGGAUUCAGAGGCUGACUAAACUCAUACUUGUCUCUUCUAAGAAUUCUAUUCCUGGAUGUUUGAGUGACGUUCCUAGUCAUCAAAGGAACAAAUCUUCUUUUGAAGAUAAGGUUGAGGUCACCCAAGGGUUACUUUCCGGAAGUGAGAAUCAAAAUGAUCUAUCUUCAAUUGUUCACUCAGAUCAGUUGAACGGUGAACUCUUACCAGCUGAUAGUACAAUCACUGGAUCAUCUAACGGGGAGAUGACAAUGUCAGAUCAGAUGGAUCUACUGGUCGAGCAAGUUAAGAUGCUGGCUGAAGAGAUUGCGUUUGAAACCAGCGCACUGAAACGUUUGAUUGAGCAGUCUGUUGAUGAUCCUGAUGGUUCUAAAGUUCAAAUCCAGAACUUAGAACAAGAAAUUCAAGAAAAAAAGAGGCAAAUGAGAGCUUUGGAACAACGAAUUAAUGAGGGUAGCGAGCCUUCAAUUUCUAGUGCAUCGAUGGUUGAAAUGCAGCAGACUGUUACAAGAUUAACGACUCAGUGCGGUGAAAAGGAAUUUGAGCUUGAGAAAUUGUCUUCCAGAAAAAUAUGUAGAAGAAUUCAAAAAAAGAUUCAAUCUCAGGAGAUAGAGAAUGAGAAACUGAAAUUGGAAUCAGUUCACUUUUCAGAAGAGAUCAGUGGGUUGCAUGUACAGAAUCAAAAACUGGCAGAAGAAGCUUCUUACGCAAAGGAGCUAGCCUCUGCUGCUGCUGUUGAGUUGAAAAAUUUGGCAGCUGAAGUCACGAAGCUCUCCUUACAAAAUGCAAAAUUGGAAAAGGAGUUAUUGAGUGCGCGAGAAUUGGCUCACUCUAAGAAUACACAGAAUAAUCACAGUGGGAACCGCAAGUACAUUGAUGGUUCAAAACCUGGAAGGAAGGGAAGGCUCUCUGGCCGGUCUAUUGAUGUUUCAGCAGCAACCAGUGAUGAUUUUGAAUCUUGGAAUCUUGAUCCAGAUGAUUUAAAAAUGGAACUUCACGCAAGGAAACAAAGAGAGGAGGCCCUUGAGGCUGCUUUAGCUGAAAAGGAGCUCCUAGAAGAUGAUUACCGAAAGAAAAUGGAAGAGGCAAAGAAAAGAGAAGCGGCUCUUGAAAAUGAUUUAGCCAAUAUGUGGGUACUGGUUGCCAAGUUGAAGAAAGAGGCCGGAGGUGGAGCUAUCUCAGAUGUUAAAAGUGAUGCAAGGCAGAAUUCUGGAACAGAAAAUGAUAUCGAUACAAAGACGGAUGAUAAUGAAACCAUAACCAUCUUUAAAGAGGAUGCUGAUCCUGUAGAUGAUUCGAAAAAAUCUGAAGAAACCCAUGAGGAGGAACCACUGGUUGUUCGCCUAAAGGCACGGAUGCAAGUGAUGAAGGAAAAGGAUCUGAAGUGCCUAGAAAAUGUAGAUACGAAUUCACACACGUGUAAAGUAUGUUUUGAAUUGCCAACUGCAGCAAUUCUUCUUCCAUGUCGACAUUUUUGUUUAUGUAAAUCUUGUUCACUUGCCUGUUCUGAGUGUCCAAUCUGUCGGACAAAGAUUGUAGAUAGGCUCUUUGCAUUUACUUCUUGACAUGUUCUUCCAUGCCUGCCUUUCCCCACAAGGAAUUCAAUAUUGAAUCUACAAUGCGACGGAGGACUAGAUUCUUCUAUUUGAUUUGCUUUACAUGCAACUGUACAAAAAGAACCUUUUGCCUUGUGGAUCUCUGUCCCUGUUCAAUUCAUGCAGAUUUGGAAAAGGGUUUGUUUUUGUUUUCUUGCACAAUAUUCCUUCCUUCUACUACUAUCUUAAUAUUUAUUCAAGGCUGUCAUUAAACGAUGUCGUUUUAUA
Messenger RNA from Cucurbita maxima (winter squash), 3345 nucleotides. Its product is annotated as kinesin-like protein KIN-7M, chloroplastic. The transcript is spliced from 26 exons. Gene Ontology annotation, molecular function: microtubule motor activity; ATP binding; microtubule binding. Bases 1 to 3087 code for a protein of 1028 amino acids. Gene Ontology annotation, biological process: microtubule-based movement. The record is from RefSeq and is a predicted model, not a curated record. NCBI's taxonomy places the organism in Eukaryota, Viridiplantae, Streptophyta, Magnoliopsida, Cucurbitales, Cucurbitaceae.